Messenger RNA from Cercopithifilaria johnstoni, 2226 nucleotides. Lineage: Eukaryota; Metazoa; Nematoda; Chromadorea; Rhabditida; Onchocercidae. The record is from the annotation of a GenBank genome assembly.
AUGAAUUACUUCCGCUUAAUGCUUCAGAAGCAACUUCAGCUGUCAAAUCGACAGACGAAAAUUGUUUGCCGCAAUUUUUUAUUUGCGUCAAAAAGGAAUCCGAAAACGGCAAGAAGUGGCUUAUGGAAACGCGUUAGGGGACAGAUUCGGAACUGCUUUCACCCCAAUGCAAACAAUCUAUCGCCGAUGGAGGUGAGUACCCGUAACUGCCAUGUAAAGGCCGGAAUAUAUUACCGAUUUACCGAAAUUAUUUGUCGAUUUACCGAAAGUAUUUAUCAAUUUGUGCAGUUUUCCUUUGGCAAGCAAAUAUCGACAGCAGAAUUGGUGAAGACAAUGUUACAAUCUGUUUGGCCAAGAGGGAAUUGGAAAAUCCGACGACUUUAUAUUUAUUCCAUGGUGCUUCUUAUUGUGGCGAAAAUGCUGAACGUUUAUGUACCGUUCCUGUUGAAGAAUAUAAUUAACUAUUACAAUGAAUCAGUACCAACUGAUCUUCAGCUGUCAACUAAUAGUUAUAGCAGCAUGCUUGGAAUUGCGGCAUUCUCAAUUAUUGUAACUUAUGGUGCCGCACGUAGUGGUUCUUCGUUAUUUAAUGAGCUUCGGAACGCAGUAUUUGCACGUGUUGCACAAUAUAGCAUUCGUAGCAUUGCACAGCAAAUUUUCCUUCACUUGCAUUCUUUGGAUUUAUCGUUUCAUCUAAGCCAUCAAACGGGGGGUAUGUCGAAAGCAAUAGACCGAGGCACUCGAGGUAUGGCAUUUGUACAAAGUGCGCUGGUCUUUAAUGUGGUACCUACGGUGAUUGAAGUUGGCAUGGUCUCAGGAUUGUUGUAUAUCAAUUGUGGCCCUUCGUUUACAUUUGCAACAUUAGGUUGUCUUUCAACUUAUACUCUUGCGACGCUAGGAAUCACCAAAUGGAGGACUAAAUUUCGGCAUCAGAUGAAUCAGGCUGAUAAUGAUGCGAGUAAUCGUGCAGUCGAUUCGUUAAUCAAUUAUGAGACUGUGAAGUAUUUCAAUAAUGAAAGAUUUGAAGCGGAUCGGUAUGAUUUUUUCCUGAAGAAAUAUGAAAUAGCAGCGUUGAAGGCGAGCACAUCAUUGGCAUUUUUGAAUUUUGCACAAAAUGCAAUAUUUAGCGGUGGUCUUGUCGCUGUCAUGUGUUUAGCAGCAGCAGAAAUUCAAAAAGGUACGAUGAAUGUCGGCGAUCUUAUCCUUGCAAAUACAUUAUUAUUCCAAUUGUCAGUGCCAUUAAAUUUUCUUGGUUCAGUGUAUCGGGAAAUAAAGCAGGGUUUGGUGGAUAUGCAAUUAAUGUUUUCAUUACUGUACUUGAAGAGCAGUAUAAUUGAAAAACCAAAUGCUCCACUUUUGAAAGUUGAUAUGGGAAAUUCGUCCAUAUCGUUUAGAAAUGUUACAUUUGGCUAUCUUCCGGGACAGCACAUAUUAAAAGGCUUAAAUUUGGAUAUUCCUUCUGGUAAAAAGGUAGCUAUAGUAGGUGGUAGCGGAAGCGGUAAAUCAACGAUUAUUCGACUUUUAUAUCGCUUAUUUGAUCCGGUGGAUGGCGAAAUUUGUAUCAACGGUCAAAAAAUUUGUGAUGUCCAACUUGAAAGUUUAAGGAAAAUGAUUUCUAUUGUACCUCAGGAUUCAGUCCUUUUUCACGAUACUAUAUAUUACAACAUACAGUAUGGAAAUCCAACUGCUGCAGAAGAUGAGAUUUUCUAUGUGUCGAGAUUAGCAAAUUUACAUGAUUCGGUGAUACGUUUCAAAAAUGGCUACGAUACGAUUGUUGGCGAAAGAGGUUUGAUGUUAAGUGGAGGAGAAAAGCAACGAGUUGCAAUUGCUCGAGCGUUGCUCAAAAAUGCUCCUAUUAUAGUUUAUGACGAAGCGACUUCAUCGUUGGAUGCUUUAACCGAAGAAAAUAUUAUGCGCUCUAUGCGAAACGCCGUGCAGCAACGUACGUCAUUGUUCAUUGCACAUCGUUUAGCUACAGUUAUCGACGCUGAUAUCAUCUAUGUGCUAGAAAAUGGAAAAGUGAUUGAGAGUGGAUCUCAUUUUAAACUACUUGAAAAAUCUGAUGGCUAUUAUUCUAAUCUCUGGAAAUCACAACAUAAAUAUUCUGAAGUAAUACCAUCAAAACAGUCAACAUCUGAGUAUGGGCCAGAACAUUUGCAUCUAGGAUCUUUCGAUAAUCAUCGUGACAAUGGCUGCUGUAGGUCAGGUGGCGGUUGUAAACGUUGA